Messenger RNA from Monopterus albus (swamp eel), 3538 nucleotides. RefSeq names its product chromodomain protein, Y-like (gene cdyl). Gene Ontology annotation, molecular function: transcription corepressor activity. Gene Ontology annotation, cellular component: nucleus. The transcript is spliced from 8 exons. Bases 199 to 1860 code for a protein of 553 amino acids. The record is from RefSeq and is a predicted model, not a curated record. Lineage: Eukaryota; Metazoa; Chordata; Actinopteri; Synbranchiformes; Synbranchidae.
GUCAGACCGGAUGUCUCGGUGGAUCUGGUGGUGUGCUAACGGCUAACAGCUAGUUAACAGUGAUUAACUAACUAACCUUCUGGUUAUGACCAGACGGACGGACCGAAGGUGAGGAGAACGCAUGGUUUCACCUUUCGCUCAUGUUGGUGCUCAGCUGAAGAAGUUUCUGGAAGCCGGUCGUGCACGCGCACAGUCUCCAUGGCUACGGACGAGUUCUACGAGGUGACGCGAGUCAAUGCUAACAUGCUAACGGUGGAGAGGAUUGUCGAUAAGAGGACGAAUAAGAAGGGGAAGGUGGAGUACCUGGUCAGGUGGAGAGGUUAUGGUUCAGAGGAGGACACCUGGGAGCCUGAGAGCCACCUAUCCACCUGUAUGAUCUACGUCCAUGAGUUUAACCGCAAGUACCCUGAACGGCAGAGAGAAAACACGUUGCUGCGUUCCACCCGCAGCUCCCCCAGCCUCCAUUGUAGCUCCACCCACAGACCACUCUGCAGGCCGCCACCCACCACCGCAGUUCGCAGUGACAUCAGUGGAGGUUCAACUGGAGACUGUAACCAGGUGAAACCUCCUGUCAUCCCAUUCAGCAGUGGCCUGAUGUCGGCAGCUCCAGCCAGCUCUGCCCGCCGCAGUGUGGAUCUGUCCAAGACUGGAAUCAAGAUUCUGGUUCCCAAGAGUCCCAUGAACAGCCGUCUGGACUCGGAGGAAUCUCCCAGUGAGGCAGCCCACAGCUUGGAGGCUGGAGCUCAUGAAGCUCACCUGGUCCCACCUGAGGUUGCCCUGCUGGAGAAACCCACGGGAGUCCAGCUGGGGCCUGGAGAGGAGAGGGCACGCAUGGGAACCAGACCCCGUACCCAGAACCCCCUGCCCCCAUCCCGAGUGCCCAUCACUCCUGCUGCCGUGCGCUCCCUCAGCGGUGCAGGUAACUCGGUGGUAACGGAGGCUGUCGUGGCCAACAUGAUGUCAGGUGUGCAGAGUGCUGUUGCCGGGGCAACCGUUACAACAGGGAAACGUCGUCUGGAGGAACGUUCUGCUUUUGAUAAACGUCUGAGGUUCAGUGUUCGACAGACAGAGAGCGCUUAUCGUUAUCGCGACAUUGUGGUGAAGAAACAGGAUGGGUUCACUCACAUCCUGCUAUCUACCAAGAGCUCUGACAACAACACGCUCAACCCUGAGGUGAUGAAAGAGAUCCAGAGCGCCAUGGCAACGGCAGCCUCUGAUGACAGUAAGCUGGUGUUGCUCAGUGCUGUCGGCAGUGUCUUCUGCUGCGGUCUUGACUUUCUGUAUUUUAUCAGACGCCUGACAGAUGACAGGAAGAAGGAGAGUAUCAAGAUGGCUGAAACCAUCAGGACCUUUGUCAACACCUUCAUCCAGUUCAGGAAGCCAAUCGUGGCGGCAGUGAAUGGGCCCGCACUGGGCCUCGGUGCUGCCAUCCUGCCACUCUGCGAUGUGGUGUGGGCCAAUGAGAAGGCCUGGUUCCAGACACCAUACAUGUCCUAUGGCCAGACACCCGACGCUUGCUCAUCCUUCACCUUUCCCCGCAUCAUGGGCCUCGCUUCGGCUAACGAGCUGCUGCUGAGCGGCAGGAAAUUGACGGCUCAGGAGGCAUGUUCUAAGGGUUUGGUGUCUCAGGUUCUGUGGCCAGGAACCUUCACACAGGAAGUGAUGCUGCGAAUCAAAGAGCUGGUGGCAGUUGACUCCCUGAUUCUGCGGGAGUCCAAAGCCCUGAUGAGGAACACCAGCCGCAGUGCCUUGGAGCAGGCCAAUGAGCGCGAGUGUGAAGCCCUGAAGAGAGUCUGGGGCUCCUCACAGGGAACAGACUCCAUCCUGCAGUACUUGCAGAGGAGAACCGAGCUCUGCUAGGACAUGUACCUGGACUGGUCUGAUGACGCCACCUUUUUGAGCUGGCAGCAGACUCAGCAGAUUUGACACAAAACAGAGACUGCUUCCUUCUUUUGAUGUUUAACUUUGACUUGUACUUUCAGCAGAAUGUUGAGAGAACAUUUGACAUUUCAGUCCUCUGGUUCUGUUCACAAUCACAGGUUUCGGGUGUUUCAGAUGGAUAUCAUUUUCCUCCCUCUGUCCUGAGGAUAGGACCAGGAUGAUGAAUUCUUGUUCAAUAGAGAAUGUGAAGGUAUGUCACACCGUGUUGAAGGCUGGGACAGGGGCGCCAUUUUGGGAGAUACACACUGUAUUUACCUGGAUACAUUCUUGUUUUGUUUGGCUUAAAAGUUGCUAAAGUCAUUUAGAUUUCACUUUACUGACGGUGGUAAUUUAGAAUAGAUAACCUUAGCUGACUGUAGUCGACUCGUAGUGGACCUAGAGAUCUACGGGAGCAACAGACUGAAAAAUGACUCUACACCCUGGUUUGACGGGAGUUGAUGCUAGCGAGCAGCUGUCAGCAGAUGACUCAGACACUGCAGAUGAAUCCAUUUCUGUCCUGUCUGUGCUCAGACCAAACACUGAAUUGGACAUAGUUGAACCAUCAUUUACUGUAUGUAGCUGUAUGGGAUCGUAUUUAUUUUCUAACUUACACAUGUAUGUAGCAUGUAUCUCUACAAUGGAUAAUGACGACUCAACUCCCAAAAUGGCACAUUUACCUAAAAUUCAACACAGCGAGAUGACAACUUCACGUUCUCUACGAACAAGAUGCCCCCCCCCCCCAUUUCGAGUGUUUGAGCCAUGCUAGGCUAGCAUUCCCCCCCACUUCCAGUCUUUAUGCUAAGGCUAGGUGUGUGUGUGUGUGUGUACUGGUAUAGAUGAAAGUAAAAGUUCAGACUGACAGAAAACAGGAGGAUCUGUGUUAAUGUUGAAUCGUUACUUUAAAUGGAGGCUGACCGCCGACCAUCACCCAGAAUUCCCUCUGAUGACUGAACAUGUUGGCAUUAACAGGAGUAGAUGCUGACCUUUGACCUUCACGUUACCACUAGCGGACUGGGUCGCUUUUUCUAAUCUGGAUAUAAACCUGCAGCGCCAUCUUCGCUAACAGGUAAACCAUCAGCCUGCAGGGGGUGCUGACAUGGCAUCAUGCUGGCUAAAUAUUACUCCAGCAGUGUGAGACUGAUGGAUUAUGGGCAAAUAUGGACACUUCAAACAGCAGUUUGUGGGAGUUCCUUGUCAUGUGAUCACGUGUCCAGGCCAGCUGACUGGAUUUCCCAAGCGUUUCCCAAAUUAAACAUGAUUUCUGUCAUGUGAAUACAUCUUUUAUCCUACUGGCACCAGCUAGUUAAUAUAGCAUAAAGACUACAAAAUCUUUGUUUCCAGCCUUUAUGCUAAGCUAACUAGCUACUGGUUGUAGGCUGGUAUCAGUCUGAGCUCUAUACUCCUUUAAACUGUGUAUAGUUAUUCUCAAACAAUCCAAAACUAUGAGUUUUAACAACAGGAACUUUAUAACAAACUUCUUUUUGUACAAAAUCAGGCACAGAGAUUCAUUAAUAUAAAAACUAAAUAUUACAGAAACUCUGCUCACACAUUGUUUUCUGGUCUAAAUUUAGUGAUGAAAUGUAAGCAAUUAAUAAAUAUAAGCACUCUGACAAUUUAA